Pseudocercospora fijiensis CIRAD86 is the source of this 813-nucleotide messenger RNA. RefSeq lists its product as uncharacterized. Lineage: Eukaryota; Fungi; Ascomycota; Dothideomycetes; Mycosphaerellales; Mycosphaerellaceae. Bases 94 to 405 code for a protein of 103 amino acids. The record is from RefSeq and is a predicted model, not a curated record. The transcript has a single exon.
CACACCACUUGUUUCCGGCAUCGACAGACGUGACGUGGUGGCAGGCACAACCUGGCAUUUGGCAUUGCACGGCAGCCCGCACUGCUUUCAUGUAUGAACCCGGCACAUGGCCGUUGUGCGCCUCCGUUCGAGAAAAGGCAAAUUGACUGGCGCUCGCAGACGCAUUUCGCUCUCGUGCUACACAGCAGCAGUCAACGAAUCCUGACAUAUCGCCGCCACGCCGCCUCCGCCUCCGCCUCCGCCUCCAUCUCCUGCGCCCGCCACCGACACCGACGCCUCACCCUACCCUGCCCUGCCCUGCCCUGCCCUACCCUACCCUACCCUACCCUACCCUACCCUAUUGCCCGAUGCCCCACCGCCAGCAGCAUAAGACGUGCUAGCUGCUGCCAUUCGAAACUUUUGUGACCACAAGGCCAAGAUGUGCGCGCAUGAGCAAGGAACACUACUGUAGAAUACCCUUGAAUAAUAAAGUGCUGCACUGAGCAAGGUCCGUCGCCGGUCGCGCUCGCUGUAAUAUCCUAAGCUUAUGGUCUUGUGGUCGCGAACGAUACCGCGUACCUGGAUUGCCUCGAAGUCAAAGAUCCAUAUCGCCCGCCCUGUCUUGUUCUGUCUGAACACCUUGCCGGACCGCCGCUUCACACCACCAACCUACCACCUGCUCACGAAGCUCGAAUUCGAGCCCUCUGGUCCCUCCCUCCUUGACACGACCAUACUCCUUCCAUCACCCUUCUGUUUGCUGCCUCGAGCGGAAGGAGCCUCUGCGCCUUCCCGCGUGCCACGACCAGCGCAAUGCACAACCCUCGCCCGCAGCAG